GCCGCCAAACUCCGCGCCAAACUGACGUCACGCUUUCUGAUUGGCUCCCGCCGCUGCGUCCGGGCGCCUCAGAGUCACUUCCCCCUCGAAAUCCCCGCCUCCUUUUCUCCCAGCCGCGGGAACCUGGAGUUCGCGAGCUCCCUGAGCGCCUGCGCGGGGGGCCCACUGAGGCGCCGGCGAACCGUGGGGUGACCAGGACGCAUGCGUAACACGGCUUGCUGGAGAACGGAGGAAAAAAAUCCGCGAGAAGGCGGUGGGAGAAGAUGGCGGUCCUAAGGCAGAGUUUGCAAUCUUUCUGACUAGGCUAGUCGUGUAACUAUUCGGGCCAUGGCGUCAAACUCAACUAAGUCCUUCCUGGCAGAUGCUGGCUAUGGCGAACAGGAACUGGACGCUAAUUCCGCUCUUAUGGAAUUGGACAAAGGUCUGAGGUCGGGCAAGCUUGGGGAACAGUGUGAGGCAGUGGUUCGCUUUCCUAGGCUGUUCCAGAAGUACCCAUUCCCCAUUCUCAUCAAUUCUGCAUUCCUGAAGUUAGCCGAUGUUUUCAGAGUUGGGAACAAUUUCCUGAGGCUGUGUGUUCUUAAAGUUACCCAACAAAGUGAGAAGCAUUUGGAGAAGAUUCUGAAUGUGGAUGAAUUCGUGAAAAGGAUUUUCUCAGUGAUUCAUAGUAAUGACCCUGUGGCAAGAGCCAUCACACUCCGGAUGUUGGGAAGCCUGGCAUCAAUAAUUCCCGAGAGGAAAAACGCUCAUCACAGCAUUCGCCAGAGUCUGGACUCGCAUGAUAACGUGGAAGUUGAAGCUGCUGUCUUCGCUGCUGCAAACUUCUCUGCACAGUCAAAGGAUUUUGCUGUAGGAAUCUGUAACAAAAUCAGUGAAAUGAUUCAAGGCUUAGCUACCCCAGUGGACUUGAAGCUGAAGCUGAUCCCCAUCCUGCAGCACAUGCACCAUGACGCCAUCCUGGCUUCCAGUGCACGUCAGCUCCUGCAGCAGCUCGUCACCUCCUACCCUUCCACCAAGAUGGUGAUCGUUUCUUUGCACACUUUCACUCUGCUCGCAGCCUCAUCUUUGGUUGAUACACCCAAGCAGAUUCAGCUGCUGUUACAGUAUUUGAAGGAUGAUCCCAGGAAAGCAGUGAAGAGACUUGCUAUUCAAGAUCUGAAAUUACUUGCCAGUAAAACACCGCACACUUGGAGUAGGGAGAAUAUUCAGGCACUCUGUGAGUGUGCCCUCCAAACGCCUUAUGACAGCUUAAAACUCGGGAUGCUGUCUGUCCUCUCCACGUUAUCAGGGACCAUUGCCAUCAAGCAUUACUUCAGCAUAGCUCCAGGAAAUGUAGGUUCUUCCCCCAGAUCCUCUGAUUUAGUCAAGCUAGCCCAGGAGUGCUGUUACCAUAAUAACAGGGGCAUUGCGGCUCAUGGAGUAAGAGUUCUAACUAAUAUAACUGUCUCUUGUCAAGAAAAAGAUCUCUUGACACUGGAGCAAGAUGCUGUCUUUGGCCUGGAAUCCCUUCUGGUGCUUUGUAGUCAGGAUGAUAGUCCUGGUGCUCAAGCUACUUUAAAGAUUGCUCUCAACUGCAUGGUGAAGCUGGCCAAGGGCAGGCCCCACCUUAGCCAGUCAGUGGUGGAGACCUUGCUGACGCAGCUGCACAGUGCCCAGGACGCUGCGCGGAUCCUGAUGUCCCAUUGCCUGGCAGCUAUUGCCAUGCAGCUGCCAGUGCUGGCCGAUGGGAUGCUUGGCGACCUCAUGGAGCUCUACAAGGUGAUCGGACGGUCGGCCACGGACAAGCAACAGGAGCUUCUGGUGAGUUUGGCUACAGUGAUUUUUGUAGCCAGCCAGAAAGCUUUGUCUGCUGAAGUCAAGGCCGUGAUUAAGCAGCAGCUUGAAAGCGUCUCCAACGGAUGGACCGUGUACCGCAUUGCCAGGCAGGCCUCCAGGAUGGGUAAUCAUGACAUGGCCAGAGAGCUUUAUCAGAGCUUGCUGACUCAGGUUGCCUCGGAACACUUUUACUUCUGGCUGAACAGUUUGAAGGAGUUCUCACAGGCAGAGCAGUGUCUCACAGGGCUGCAAGAGGAGAAUUACAGUUCAGCACUGUCUUGCAUUGCUGAGUCUUUAAAAUAUUACCAUAAAGGGAUUGCCUCCUUGACAGCUGCCAGUACCCCACUGAAUCCUUUGAGUUUUCAGUGUGAAUUUGUGAAACUCAGGAUUGACCUUCUACAAGCCUUCUCGCAACUCAUCUGUACUUGUAAUAGCCUAAAGACAAGCCCUCCACCCGCCAUUGCCACUACAAUUGCCAUGACCUUAGGAAAUGACCUCCAGAGGUGCGGUCGCAUCUCCAAUCAGAUGAAACAGUCCAUGGAAGAAUUCAGAAGCCUCGCUUCCCGAUAUGGGGAUCUUUAUCAAGCAUCUUUUGAUGCUGACUCAGCCACAUUGAGGAAUGUGGAACUACAGCAGCAAAGCUGCUUACUGAUAUCUCACACAGUAGAAGCCCUGAUUUUGGAUCCAGAAGCAGCAAGCUUCCAGGAGUACGGGUCGACGGGAGCAGCCCAAGCUGACAGCGAGUACGAGCGGAGGAUGACGGCCGUGUACGGCCGCGUCUUAGAGGAGGUGGAGUCCCUCAAUCGGAAGUACACCCCCGUCUCGUACAUGCAUACAGCUUGCCUCUGCAAUGCCAUUAUUGCUUUGCUGAAAGUUCCCCUGUCGUUCCAGAGAUAUUUUUUCCAGAAACUGCAGUCUACCAGCAUCAAGCUUGCUCUGUCGCCUUCCCCCCGGAACCCUGCAGAGCCCAUUGCUGUCCAAAAUAACCAGCAGCUGGCGCUGAAGGUGGAGGGAGUGGUUCAGCAUGGAUCGAAACCAGGACUCUUCCGCAAAAUCCAGUCUGUCUGCCUGAAUGUUUCUUCCACCCUCCAGAGUAAAUCUGGACAAGACUACAAGAUACCCCUUGACAACAUGACCAAUGAGAUGGAGCAGAGGGUUGAGCCUCAUAACGAUUACUUCAGCACACAGUUUCUGUUGAACUUUGCCAUCCUCGGAACGCACAACAUCACAGUGGAGUCCUCAGUGAAGGAUGCUAAUGGUAUCGUAUGGAAGACGGGCCCUAGAACUACCAUAUUCGUGAAGUCCCUGGAAGACCCCUAUUCCCAGCAGAUCCGCCUACAGCAGCAGCAGGCCCACCAGCCAUUGCAGCAGCAGCAGCAGCAGCAGCAGCGAAAUGCCUACACGCGCUUCUGACCUGCAGACUCCAGGCUCCAUCCAAGAGGCAGAGACAGUUUGCCUUCUGAUGUGGGUUAUGAAGCUUACAUUGAUUUCUGUAAUGUAACAUCCUGGAAAAUGGUGGGCUUUUUUCCCCUCCUUAAAAAUUUUUAAAAUUUUACAUUGAGAAAUAAUUUAAGUUCCUAGCCAGAAAGAUUCUUUUUCUUGUUUUUUCCUAAACCGAGUCCUUUAUCUCAUAUUUAAGUUUUGUUGUUUUAUUGUUUUUCUGUUGCUGAGCUGCUGCUUCUUUCAAGAGUAGUCACCCAUUGGGAUCAUGGAGCUAGUAAAUGUGACUGCUGCUCUGCCAGAACAACGCAUCAUGUGCUGUCUGACACAGAUGGGAAUAUGAACAGGGCACUAGGGAGCUCUCUCGGGUCAGUGCGGCUUCAUCCAUGGCUGCAGAAGCUGAGUCCUCCCGCGCUUGGGCUCGGAAGUGUCUGCCGUGUCCCAGCCCUGGGUCCCGAGGGUCUGCAGCCCUACAGGGUCGGAACAUCCUGCUGCUGCAUUACUUCAGCCACUGCUCUCGUGUCCUCCUGUGCUGAAGCAAUCUUAAUUUGCCCAAAGGGCAGCUAGCAGUUAACAAAGAAAAAUUGGAGAUUAACGAUGCUGUUUAUUCCAGUGUGUGUGCAUAUAGACACUGCUUCCAAAAGUGAAAACGUCACUCAUAUUUAAUAUCUCUCUCUCUCUUUUUUUUUUUAGUACAGAGGAUCAAACUCAGCCUUGCACGCCACAUCCCUGGCCAUCACAUUUAGUAUUUAAUGUUCUAAGUUAAAGGGAGCAGGUCUUUCCCUUUGACUGGCUUGGUUUCUCCUGAUGAGUCGUGUAAUGCUAGACUUGAUGAAAAAUAAGAUAACUUAAUGUUGACCUAACCAAAAUGUAAUAUUUGGCUACUGCAGUUUUGUAAAUCAUUGAAAUGUUUAAAGAGAAACAUAGAAAACUAGGUGAACUGCUUUCUGCUGAUUGCCUCCAAUAGUGUACUAUUUAGAAAUCAGGUACUGUUGUCUUCCUACUUAACAGUAAGAGAUCUGCUGUGACCCGGACAGCUCACUACCCAAGGCGGCAGGGAAUUUGCACCUCUGCAUUGUGUAAGUCACUCUUCACAUUGAGGCACGGUCCAGAGAAGGACAAACCAAACAAGAUCUGCAGGUUAGGGCCCAGUGAGGUCAGUUGAAAUUCUGUUUCUAAGACUCACUUGUCAUAGGUCCUUAGGCUACUUUACAUUCCUGUGCCAGUAUCUGCCCACUGAAUAUUGAGAAUAAAGUGUCCUGCCUCUUAGUAUGUACAGUAUAGGCAGCACUGGCCAAUAGAAUUCUCUGUCAUCCUAAAAAUGUUCUCUUAACUCCAAACUGUCAGUCUGCUGUACCCAUCAGCCACAUAUAGCCACUCAGUACUUAAAAUAUGGCUA
Heterocephalus glaber (naked mole-rat) is the source of this 4651-nucleotide messenger RNA. NCBI's taxonomy places the organism in Eukaryota, Metazoa, Chordata, Mammalia, Rodentia, Bathyergidae. The record is from RefSeq and is a predicted model, not a curated record.